AUGACUUCGUCAUCGUCACAAAAUGAUCGUCCAUUAUUGGCAGCAGCUCUCUCAGCCAUAUUGGGGAAAAACGUAUUACCUGUUUCAGACAAUCGGAAUGUGAGUACACUGUCCUUAUUCGAUCAUCAUUUGACAGCAUUUUCAUCUGGAAAAACGAGUAGUGAUACUGAUGACUCAUUAUCAUCGUCGUUGAUGACCUUGAAUAUAGUGCUAUCAUCCACCAGCGGCGAAACAUAUCAAUGUGAAAUUGAAAAGAAUGCAACUGGUGAUCGUCUGAAACGCCUAAUUUACGAUCGAGAAAAUAUUUUGUGUGCAAAUCAGAAUUUAAUUUAUUGUGGUGAAGAAGUCGAUGAUGGGAAAGCGUUGAGUGAUUACGGAAUCAGCAAUUUAGAUACAAUCCAUGUCAGACGUUUGCGAAAUAUGCCAAGUGAUCAGUUGGUAUUAGAUCUGAAUUCAUUGGAUGAGAAAUAUAAUUAUGAUUUUACCAACAUCCGAGAUACUGUGACACAUUUUGUGCGUGGUGGCGUGGAAUAUCGUCGACCGUGUGGCUGGAAACGAUUUGCCAUCAGGGUUAUCGGUAAGUACGAAAACGAAGAGUGGCUUGGUUGUUCAAAUGGAUUGGGUGAGUGGCCAGUAUCCUAUCACGGGACACGGCUGGAUGCCGCCAAGUCAAUAUGUCAAGCAGGCUUUGAUCUAUCGAAACAUGUGCGUCAUCUUUAUGGUAGUGGAGUUUAUUCAACACCUGAUGUCAAUAUCGCUAAACAAUUCACCAAAUGUUUUAAGUUUAAUAAUCAGGACUAUUAUGUCGUACUACAAAAUCGUGUAAAUCCCAAAACAGUGAGGAAACUCACGAAUGCAGAAACAAAGGAAGCGGGUGAAUAUUGGAUUACACCAGAUGCGAAAGAUAUUCGACCCUAUGGGAUUUGUAUAAUGAAGAAAUAG
Didymodactylos carnosus is the source of this 942-nucleotide messenger RNA. Lineage: Eukaryota; Metazoa; Rotifera; Eurotatoria; Philodinida; Philodinidae. The record is from the annotation of a GenBank genome assembly.